This is a messenger RNA of Syngnathus acus (greater pipefish), 943 nucleotides long. Its product is annotated as diablo homolog, mitochondrial-like. The record is from RefSeq and is a predicted model, not a curated record. NCBI's taxonomy places the organism in Eukaryota, Metazoa, Chordata, Actinopteri, Syngnathiformes, Syngnathidae. The coding region runs from base 66 to 761 and encodes 231 amino acids. Gene Ontology annotation, cellular component: mitochondrion. Gene Ontology annotation, biological process: neuron apoptotic process; intrinsic apoptotic signaling pathway in response to oxidative stress. The transcript is spliced from 6 exons.
GAGAGUGGAGCUUCAAGCCGGAAGUGACGAAGCCGGAUAGAGACGUUGACUGAGGCCGGACCAACAUGGCCGCGCUCGGGCGGGGAGCAGCCUUCUUCCGUUUGCUCCGGAGCAAUGCUCAGGUGCUGCGGAGGCACGGCAAAACAGCGGUUGGCACCUUGGCAAGCUGGAGGAGCGCGGCGAUGGCGGCGGCAGGUGGUGGGCUGUGCGCCGUCCCCUUCACUCAAAUUCCCAACCUCUCCCACGAGUCUCUGAUCAGACGAGCGGCCUCGCUGGUGACGGACAGUUCCAGCACGUUCCUCUCGCAGAGCACUUUGGCCCUCAUAGAUGCCAUCGCUGAGUAUUCAAAGGCGGUGCACACGCUGGUAGCGCUCCAAAAACGCUACUUGGCCUCACUGGGGAGUCUGAGCCAAACGGAGGAAGAAGACAUCUGGCAGGUGAUGAUUGGCCAGCGAGCCAAGGUCAGCGACAGACAAGAGGAGUGCAAGCGUUUCGAGGCGGUGUGGAGCGGCGCCCUCCGCUUGUGUGAAACGGCAGCUGAGGCGGCGUACACUUCAGGGGCCGAGCACGCGUCCAUCACCGUGCGGACCAACGUGGAGCUGGCUCGCUCCCAGGCCGAGGAGGCGCGCAAAUUCUCCCGGGAUGCCGACAAGAAGCUGGUGGAAGCCAAAGCCCUUGAAAUCCAGGCCGACGCUCGGCGCUCAGCCGUCUCGGAGAACGGCGAGGACGACGUGCCCGAAGCGUACCUCCGGGAGGACUGAGAUGAGUUUGGCUUCGCCAAAUGGGAACGAAAGAGCUUCCGCUCGGGUCCGCCGACCCUUGCCUCUGCAACAGUCUCUGCACUGUUUGUUGUACUAUUAUUGCAGGUUUGUCACUUUGCUGUGCGACGUGAUGUGUUCCCUUCUUUUUGGAGAACUUUUAAUAAAAGCAUCACCAAAUGUGA